UGUAAAGUGAGUUAAAAUAUUUGUAAGAAUAGAGGUAUUCCUGUGAUUUCAUGGGUAUGAAGGACAGGCCUAGGACACAUUUACGUUUAAAUAAAGUAAAAAGUGUAAAGUGGAUAUACAGGGAAGGGCGACGCCAACAGCUGUUAUGGGGGGUGUGGGCCCAGCCCCAGUCGGAGGGAGCCCCUUACUGUGGCAGCAGUGGCAGUGUGGGAAAUACCGGCUGCUUUAGGAGUGGUGUCCUGAGCCUGCCAAGAACAUCUCCUAAGGCUGCGGCAGCUCAGCCCUUCAUCCAUGGCCCUCCACCUUAGUUUCCCCCAGCAGCGUACGGGGACCCCGUUACAACUGGGCCAGCCACAUUCCUCACAUCCCUCAACACCCAGGCCAGACCCCACCUCAGGGCCUUCGCCUCCCUUUCUGCAGAUGGACUAGGGCUUGAUCCCUCCCUUCCGUCACAGCUCUGCUCAGGUGUCACCUUGGUGAACACCUGGUCAGUGAGUCUGACUGGCAGUCCCUCCCGAGCACCCCCGACGCCCUCCACGCGGCUUUAUCCGCCUCCUCAAUUUACUGUAUGCAACUCCUGCUGUGUGGUUUCUGCCUGUCCCUGAGAGCAGGGGCUUUGUCUCAUUCACGGCUGUGCCCUAGCAUCUAGAACACUUUCCUUGUGCCUGGCAUUCAAUUUGACAGCCUUUUCUGUGGCUUUCCCAUGUGCUGGGAAUGUCUCCUGUUAGCCUUUAGGACCUUCCUCUCUGCUGAGGGCACCCCAGAUCUCCUGACCCCAGGCAGCCAGUCACUUCUGCUCUCUGGCUAUCCUAGUCCUGAACCCUCAGGGAGGUGCCCAUCUGAAGUUCUUCCCCACUGACCAGCGGACAGGCCUGGGCCGACUUACUGCUGGGUCCCCAGCAUCACCCGGCUUGUAAGCCCAGGUUAUAAACGUCUGGGCCUCUCUGCGGCUCCCUCUGUCUCUUACUUGUUCCUGCCCCUGUCCUGCUGUCUCUCUGUCACUUAAAGAGCCUUGGCGUGGGCUGGUCCCUCGGCCUGGAAAGCUGUUCCCCACUCUGUCUGCCUGGCGACCUCCUACUCAUCCUUCAGGACCCAGCACAGGCUCCAUCCUCUAUGAAGUUACCACCCUGAUGACUUCAGGUGGGGGUCUCUGCCCUCUUCCCUCCACCCUGGCUUCACUUCCCCAUUAAUGUCCUAAGGGCUGCAGCCAUCUGGGCCCCAGAAUGUCUCCCCCAUCAGGCUAGGAAACCCUCGGGACAGGGCUGACUCAUCUGGGGCCCUCACAGGCCACGUGGUUGGGAUGAGCAGGGCCGCCCCGCUCUCUCCCCUCCAGGCCUUUGCCUCUGCUCCCCUCCUGUCUGGGACGACCCUUUCCUUCUUGACUAGCAAACUCCUGCUCCUCUUUAAGGCCCCAGCUCCAUGUCACCUCCUCUGUGAGGUCUUCCUGGACUGCCCAGGUGGUCAGUGCCUCUCUCGUCUGGGUUCCCCCUACCCACAACAUACCCUGACCGCCUGGCCUGGGCAGUGACUGUCUGGGUGUGGAGACUGGAAACUCCUGGAAGGCAGGACCUGGGUCUUACCCCUCUCUGCAUCCUCUCCUUAUCCUGAGCACAAGGCAGCCUGAGGAGGCAUAUGCUGAAGAGCUGUGACGUACACCUCCAGCUUUGGGCUAGGGCCCCACCCCUCUUUCUCCUCCCACCUCUGACUUCACACCACCCCUCCAGGGUCUUCACUGCCCACUGUGACUUCACGAAGUUGGCUUGAGCAAGGCAAUCAGGUAGUGGCUACCUGCGGCUACCAGGUCUCUUGUGUCCACCGUGACUCCCAGCCCACAAGCCCUUCCACGGCCACCAUGCCUUCUCCACCUACGAGAGCCCCAAAGCCCAGCACAUCUCCGGCACCCACUGGACCCCCGAUGCCUGCAGCGUCUCCCAAGCCUCCCGCCUCCUUGAAGACCCCCAAAUCGGCAGCGCCCAACAGCCCCUCGGCAUCCACCAAACCGUCCACAGCCCCCAACUCGGUCACAAGCCCAAGCAGUUCCAAAUCUCCCAAAUGGGCGAAGACCAAGACAGCCCCUUCUAACCAGCCCAGCCACAAGUCGCGAGUCCACAGCCAGGCACGCACACCCAGCAAAGCCAGCACCAACACCCGGGCCAGCACUGACACCAGGGUCAGCAAGACCAGCAAGGCCAGCGGGGUAAGACGCCCCCAGCACCGAGGCACCCGCAGCCGGGGCAGAACUCCUGGCAGAAAGGGAAGCCGCAGCUCCAAGCGGUCAGCCAACAGGGCCAGCACGCCAAGCAGGAUAAGAACUCACGGUGCCAGACCAAGCAUGCCCAGCAAGGUGAGAACGCCUACUUCCCAGCAAAAACAGGGUAGGGGGAAGAGUUACAGCCGGCCUAGAACCAGCAACCAGGAAAGGAGUGAGAGCCACCCUGGAAGUGUGAGCCGAAAGAAGAGCUACAGCCCCCCAGGAGCCUCUGAUAUGGGUAAGAGUUCCAGCCCGGCUGCAACCUCCAGCAGGGCAAAGAGUUACAGCCCCACUCGAACUCCCUUAGAGGAGACAGGUUACAGCCAGUCUCCAUCAUCGUCGCGGAGGGUGAAGAGUUACAGUCAGAUGAUUACCCCCAGCAGGGAAUGGAGUUUCAGCCCGACUGAAGCGUUCAGCAGGGUCGAGAGUUACAACCAGGGUAGUAUGCCCAGCCGGCCCCAAAGUCACAGCGGGUCUAGCAGCCCCAGCCGGCCCCAAAGUCACAGCCGGUCUAGAACGCCCAGAAGGGCAAGAAGUCACAGUCGGGAGAGGGCCCACAGCAGGGUGAGAAGUCACAGUUGGAAGAGAAAUCACAGCAGGGCAAGAAGUCGUACCCGGAAGGGAACUCCCAGUCAGAUGGGAAGACAAAGUCAGUCAAGAAUCCACAGCAAGGGGAAAAAUUAUAACCAAUCUAGAACCCCCAGAAAGGAAAGAAGUCACAGCCAGUCUAGAAGCCACAGCAAGGAGAGCGGUUACAGGCGAGCUAGAACCCACAGCAAGGAGAGAGGUCGCAUAUGGUCUAGAACCCCCAGCAAAGAAAGAGACCACAGCCGAUCUAGGACCCCCAGUAAAGAUAGAGACCACAGUCGAUCCAGAACCCCCAGCAAGGAGAGAUAUUACAGCCGAUCUAGAACCCCCAGAAGAGAGAGAGAUCACAGACGAUCUCGAACCUCCAGCAGGGGGAGAGAUCACAGCCAACCUAGACCCUCCAGCAAGGAGAGAGAUCACAGACGAUCUCGAACCUCCAGCAGGGGGAGAGAUCACAGCCAACCUAGACCCUCCAGCAAGGAGAGAGAUCAUAGCCAAACUAGAACCUCCAGCAAGGAGAGAGAUCACAGACGAUCUCGAACCUCCAGCAAGGGGAGAGAUCACAGCCAACCUAGACCCUCCAGCAAGGAGAGAGAUCACAGCCAAACUAGAACCUCCAGCAAGGAGAGAGAUCACAGACGAUCUCGAACCUCCAGCAAGGGGAGAGAUCACAGCCAACCUAGACCCUCCAGCAGGGGGAGAGAUCACAGCCAACCUAGACCCUCCAGCAAGGAGAGAGAUCACAGCCAAACUAGACCCUCCAGAAAAGAGAGAGAUCACAGACGAUCUCGAACCUCCAGCAAGGGGAGAGAUCACAGCCAACCUAGAACCCCCAGCAAGGAGAGAGAUCACAGCCAAACUAGAACCUCCAGAAAAGAGAGAGAUCACAGACGAUCUCGAACCCCCAGCAAGGGGAGAGAUCACGGCCGAUCUAGAACUCCCGGAAAGAAGAGAGACCACAGCCGAACCAGAACGUCCAACCAAGAAAGUGACCCCAACAAGGAGAGCAAUUCCAGCCAAUCUACAACCCCCACCAGUCUCAGCAGGAAGGGAUCCCCUAGCAGAGCACAGAGUCCUAAUGGGAAGAGAACACCUAGCGAGACAAGGAACCACUCACAGUCAAGAUUUCUUAGCAGAGCCCCAGUCCCAAACCAGAAUGAUACACAAGCCGACACUACCGCCUCUAAGGCCGUCUCACCUGGAGAAAGGUCCUCAUCAUCUUCUUCCAAGCUGGCGUAG
Molecule: messenger RNA, 4078 nt
Organism: Capra hircus (goat)
Lineage: Eukaryota; Metazoa; Chordata; Mammalia; Artiodactyla; Bovidae
Gene: SRRM5
Product: serine/arginine repetitive matrix 5
Exons: 1
Coding region: 1853-4078 (741 amino acids)
Source: RefSeq, a predicted model, not a curated record